Molecule: messenger RNA, 2785 nt
Organism: Osmerus eperlanus (European smelt)
Lineage: Eukaryota; Metazoa; Chordata; Actinopteri; Osmeriformes; Osmeridae
Product: secretory carrier-associated membrane protein 5-like
Exons: 7
Coding region: 488-1207 (239 amino acids)
Biological process (GO): protein transport
Cellular component (GO): recycling endosome membrane; trans-Golgi network membrane
Source: RefSeq, a predicted model, not a curated record
GUAGACAUCAGCAACGUGAAAAAUCACAAAUAGUCGAACCCCUUAACAAUCUUGAUCAAUAACUACAAUUCGCAGAGGCUUUUCUGUUGCACUGGUUGUAAAUCCGACGACUUGUGUAGGCAUUUAUUUCAGCACCACGGAGAGCGGCCGCUCAGGAAGUGGCAGCAAGACAGGGAUUGGACUGUGAACACGGAUGCUAUUAUGGCCGGCUUGUCUAUUGGUCUAGACCGAUGUGACAGCCCAUUGGCAGUCGGUGAUAGGACAACGACGGCGACGUUGAGGAUUUAUUGCUCUACGGCAUUGUAACAUAAGUGAAAUACCAGUUUAGAUAGGCAUUCAAUUAAGUGUUUCGCUCUACCAUCAAGGUUUGUGUUAUAUAUUUGUAUUUUAGCAUAGCAUGUCGAGGGACAGGUCAUUAUAAAGUAGGACACGGUGGAGCAGACUGAAGACAAAAUCUAUCCGAAAAUAACAUCCACAUUCUAACCCAAUGGCUGAGAAUAACUUCCCUCCGCUACCGGAAUUUAUUCCCCUGAGGCCAUGUUUUUACCAGGACUUUGACGAGAUCCCUGAGCAGCAUCGCACCAUGUGUAAGAGGAUGUACCACCUGUGGAUCUUGAACACUGCCACUCUGGCUGUGAAUCUUGUGGGCUGCUUCGUGUGGAUGAUGGGCGGUGGGGGUGUGACUAACUUUGGCAUGUCCAUCAUCUGGCUCCUCCUCUUCACGCCCUGCUCCUACGUGUGCUGGUUCAGGUCUAUCUACAAGGCUUUCAAGUCAGACAGCUCCUUCUCCUUCAUGGCGUUUUUCUUUGUGUUCAUGGCCCAGGUUGGCAUCAGCAUCAUCCAGUGCAUCGGUAUCCCUGGUUGGGGAGUGUGUGGGUGGCUAGCCACCAUCUCUUUCUUCAGCUACAACAUCUUCAUUGCUUUGGUCAUGUUGGUGCCCACGCUCAUGUUCACGGCUGUGGCCACUCUGUCCUUCAUCGCCCUCACCAGGAUCCAUAACUUCUAUCGCGGCAGUGGGGCCAGCAUGAGCAAGGCCCAGGAGGAGUGGACCACAGGGGCCUGGAAGAACCCCCUCGUCCAGGAAGCCGCCCAGCAGGCAGCCAUGGGGGCGGCCCAGGGCGCCAUGCAGGGCCAGGGCCAGGGCCAGGGCCAGGGCCAGGGCCAGGGCCAGCAGUACUCCACCCCUCAGUACGACAACCAAAUGUAGCCUCCGAAAGGGAGGGGGAGGGGCAUGCCGAGGCUUGAUCUGGAUUUGGAUGUCUGCCUCUGGGUAACGUGCUCUGGGCCUAUCAGAAGGUUUCCUUAGGGCAUUACAUUUAUACCACACCACCGUGCAGUUUAGUGAAUGUCUUGCAAACACUAUGGUCAGAUUUUCUGUACAACUUCAGCAGCUUGUUUUGUGGGUUAUCUGGAAAACUAUCCUCAAAACUUCCAAAAGUUGUAUCACUAUUUAGUAUUAAACAGUUUCUGGUGUUAGAUCCUGAACUUUACGUUUGGGUUACUGUUGUGUCUCCAUAGAGAGAACUAUGGUGUGGUUGAGUUUUAUUUGAAGCUUUUCAUCUACUAAAAGGAAAGCAGCGUAAGAACUUUCUUGAAUAGAGAACAGUUAUUAUGAUGACCUUAAUUUGACCUUAAUUUGGCACUUGACUGAGUUUGAGUCUGUAAGAUACAACUGCAUUGUGGGAGCAUUAUUUUAGCAUUCACUUAACGUUUGAAUUCUUUUGGGAUAUCAAACUGUGGUGGGGUUCGAAGUGUCUUGCAAAAAGUCUGUACUGUUAAAAUAUAUCAGUUAAAAAUAUCUACAUUUUAAAUUAUGUAUUCUGACUGUAUUAUGUACAUUGUUUAUAGAUAUACUGUACAUAUGCAAUAUAUUUAAUGUAUGUAUGUAUUGUAUGUAAUGUAUUUCAGUUCCUUCAAAUGUUUGUAUAGAAGGUUGUUUUUUUUAAACCUGUGUGUGUAUGAUGUCUAGUCUGUGGUAGACAGCUUGUCCCCUGCUAUAUGGCUAUUUGACCACAAGGGGGUACUGUCUUUUCGUUGUUCAAUCUAUGGCGAAGGCUUGUAUUCAUGCUACAUCCAUGCACACCUGGCUGUAUUGUUACUCAAACUCUAUUCAUUCUGUAGCAGUCGCUGUCUAAUCUCCUUGGAGGAACCCAUAAUCUGAGUGGGCCCCAGCGAAUCUCACCCUACUCUGAUCUCUCCAACGGGGCAGAUGGUUGGCCAGGUGGUCCUCACAAGUACACCACUGUCUUCUGGGAGAGAAAUGGGGAGGGUUUGUGGCACAAUAUGCGUGCCACUGGCUCUUGCUGUGUACCAAGGAGGUGUAGAAACAACCUAAAUUGGCUGGAGCUUCAGCAAUACCCUGGUGGGAUCACAGUUUCUCUCCUAACUCUUGGAGGGGAAACGGUGUGUUCUCUGUGGGGAAUAGGUUGGAAAGCCAUUGAGUGAAAGCGCAGCUAUCAAAGGGACACUUGUCAGUGUAACUUGUGGAGUAUUACAUUAGCAAAUGAUUCUGCAGGAACGGUCUGUGUUGAGCCGUCUGUGGACAGUCAGUAAGGAGGAUUAACCAGGAAGUCCAGAGUACACGGAGGCCCUUGCUGGCUCCCACUGGAGAACUUUCUCCUUAUCCGUCUAACCUCAUGUCAUACUGGGAUUUACACGUUUUAAAAGGGACGUUAAACUUGUCACUCGUUUUUAGAUGUCAUCAUUUUAGAUUUUUUUUUUAAUGUCGUCUUCUUGUCAGAAUUAUUUAUUUCCCUUAUGGACAAUAAACACAUCCUAUAGCAUC